Messenger RNA from Astyanax mexicanus (Mexican tetra), 3555 nucleotides. Its product is annotated as zinc finger protein 501-like. Gene Ontology annotation, molecular function: DNA-binding transcription factor activity; RNA polymerase II cis-regulatory region sequence-specific DNA binding. Gene Ontology annotation, biological process: regulation of transcription by RNA polymerase II. The coding region runs from base 274 to 1839 and encodes 521 amino acids. The record is from RefSeq and is a predicted model, not a curated record. The transcript has 2 exons. Lineage: Eukaryota; Metazoa; Chordata; Actinopteri; Characiformes; Acestrorhamphidae.
ACUUCUAGCCAUGUGCAGUGCAGUGAUCACGUGGUUCCAUUGUACAUACUACUCCAGUCCAGGUGGAGGUGCUGGUUCUCCAAAUAUAAUAAAGUGUAGAAGAAGAAGAUCUGAGUCCGCAGUGUUUUAUAGAGAAACAGGAGCUGCAAAAGCAUGGGAUGACUACUUCUUCUUGCAAGUUUUCUGCUACUCUUAGUGGCCGUUUUAUCUUAAGGAUCCUAAAAUUGACUUUUACAAGCACUUCAAUAAAUCCCCAAAAAAACAGAUCUCACAAUGUUGUCAUCAGAUGAAAUAAAAUGUGAGAAUGUAGUUUCCAUAAUUUAUACUCCACCAGAACAACCCAAAAUCAACGCAGGAAAAGGGAAUUCCCAUCACUGCGCAGACUGUGGGAAGAGUUUCUUGAAACCUAGUGCUCUUCAAAUACACCAGCGCGUUCACACUGGAGAGAAACCGUAUCAGUGCUCCGAUUGUGGGAUGAGUUUUAGAAAAAGUGGUGCCCUCAAAACACACCAGCUCAUUCACACUGGAGAGAGACCAUAUCACUGCUCGCAGUGUGAAAUGACUUUUAGAGACAGUGGUAACCUUAAAAAACACCAGCGCAUUCACACCGGAGAGAAACCACAUUACUGCCCGGAAUGCGGAAAGAGUUUUAAUCGCCAGAGUAAUCUCCAAAAACACCAGCGCAUUCACACCGGAGAGAAACCGUUUCGCUGCUCAGAGUGUGGAAAGAGUUUCAGAGAAAGUGGCACCCUCAACAGACAUCAACGCAUUCACACUGGAGAGAAACCGUAUUACUGUUCAGAUUGUGGAAAGAGUUUUAACCAACUGAGUUCCCUUCAAACACAUCAGCGCAUUCACAGAGGAGAGAAAACGUAUCCCUCCUCGAAGAGCGGACAGAACGAUGUCCAAACUAACCAAAGCGUUCACACUGGAGAGAAACCAUAUCUGUGUUCAGAUUGCGGGAAGGGUUUCCACCAACAGAGCGACCUUCGAAGACACCAGCGCAUUCACACAGGAGAGAAACCGUAUCACUGUUUAGAGUGUGCAAAGAGCUUUAAUCAGCGGAGUUCUCUCAAAAAGCACCAGCGCAUUCACACUGGAGAGAAACCGUAUCAGUGCUCUGAAUGCGGGAAGAGUUUUAAUCAACAUGGCGAUCUCCAGAGACACCACCAUAUUCACACAGGAGAAAAACCAUAUCAAUGCUUAGAGUGUGGAACAAGCUUUAAUCAGCAUAGUACUCUCCAAGCACACCAGCGCAUUCACACUGGAGAGAAACUGCAUCGUUGCUCAGAGUGUGGAACAGGUUUUAGAAAGAGAGGUACCCUAAAAAAACACCAGUGUGUUCACAUCGGAGAGAAACCGUAUUACUGCUUGGAGUGCGGCAUGAGUUUUAGAAAGAACAGUGCCCUCAAAAAACACCUGAGGAUUCACACAGGCGAGAAACCGUACCAGUGCUCAGAAUGUGGCACGAGCUUUAGAAAGAUUAGUACUCUGAAAAAACACCAGCGUGUUCACACUGGGGAGAAACCGUAUCAGUGCUCAGAGUGUGGACAGAGUUUUAGAAAGAUCAAUACUCUCAAAACGCAUAAGCGAAUUCACACAGGAGAGAAACCGUAUUACUGUCCCGAGUGUGGGGUGAAUUUUAGAAAGAGCAGUUCCCUCAAAAAACACCUGAGCGUUCACACUGAGGAGAAACCGGAUCAGUGCUCAAAAGUGUGGGAUGAGUUUCAGAUUACAGAGUCACCUCCAAAUUCACCAGCACAUUCAAUCAAGACCGAAUCUGUUUCACCGCUUAGAGUGUGGGAGGAAUUACCAACAUUAAAAUCUGAAGAAAUAUAAAUACAUUACGUGUUACGGUACAUGUCCACUUGCACUCAAUAAAGUAUCUAUCUAUCUACUUUAGCGCUAACAUAUCCUUUUCGUUUAAAGGCUAAGCACCACCUGAAAGGACCUCCUUGAAAAUUUCACAUUAUUUAAGCUUCUAAAACUGUAAAAGUUAAUUAAAAAUGACAAUCACAUAUUUAAUUUAUUUUAACGUUUAUCGCGACGGAAAUUACAGAAACCAUCGAUAAUCACAAGUUAAAAACUGAGUCCUAUCCAAACAGAAUUUCUUAGGGGGUCCUGGGGUAUGAGUUGCAUUGAGUUGAGUUAAACUCAGCCAGACACCAAACAUACAGCUGAAAAUGUCAGAAUUUGGAAUUACAGAACAAACACCUACUGUAAGGCUUUUGUUUUGCUUGAUUUGACUGGAAAAAUGUCAGAGACGCCCUUCACUCUUUGGCAAGAGAUCAGGCAUGGACGAAGGCGUAAAGAAAGUGCGAGUGGACUUUAAACUACGGUUAAUCUUGUAUUAUGUUGAACCAGAAAUGUAUAAAAGGCUAUGUAUAUUACAAAGUAUGAGUAUGUAAAUAUAUUAGUAUAUAAUAUAUAAUAUGCAGUUUAAAUGUUCUUUUAAGAUAGUUUGUUGUGGACUUCUGUCUUUUGGUGGAGCUUAAACACGUGGACGAGUAAUCUGGAUAAAUAGAGUACAGGGCCACAAGGUUUCACAACCGUCUUUAAGGACCUACAGACCUUCAAUAACAGACCUUGUGACAAACAGCAAGAAACAUAGUCAAAAAUGUAAAAAAGUACCUCCAGUCUAAAAGAGAAAAAAUAAACCUCAACACAAUCAUCUGAGGAUAUUAAACCUUGACAUUAAUAUGAGACAGAAUUUUUAUAUUGGUUUUGAGUGUCUGGGUUGGAAGUGUGCCUAGGUUGUGAAUUCGAUCCACUACAACAGAAACUGUGUGGGCGAAGGGUUCCUCAACCCUGUUCCUCAACAGCAUGCUGAAGCAAAUGUGUGAACUUGGGCAAAUAAUGUGUUUUUGUUUCUUUAGUUUGUCUGAAGGUGUCUUAUUUAUGUCCAGUUAUGCAAAAUGUAAUAAUUGAGAAAUAAAAUAAUGCAAUUAGGGCUGCAACUAAUGAGUAUUUUGGUAGUCGACUAAUCUGAUAAUUAUUUUUUUGAUUAGUCGAUUGGUCAAUGGUUAUUUGUGCCAUGUCCUACAAUUCUAAAACGAUAGGUCUAAAAACAGCUGAACAUGAGAUUUAAAAGACAUUUAAAUGUCUAGAUGUUGUUUAAACGUGGAAAGUACUGAUUCUUAUUAAGUAAAUAUAUAAUAUGUUGUGUUUGGGAACUUUUGGAGAGACAGACUAGUUGACAAUUAGUCGACAAUAAUAUUUGUCAGCAAAUUUAAAUAAUCGACAUCUGUGAUUAUAUUGACUAAUUGUUGCAGCCCUAAAUGCAAUACAUAGAUACACAUUUAAUGCAGAAACACUUCCUUCAUUGACUAUCAGUUGACAUUUGUUUUGUUGUUGCCUUUUUUGAUUUAUCCAUGCAUUUCUAUUUAAGGUUUUAAUUACUGUCUGAAAAACUACUGGUAGAAUGCAUAAAUAUUUCUACUUACCACUUUCAAACCUGUCCUUUCCCAUCACACUUCCCUGGUACUUCAGCCCCAAUUCUAUAUGUUGUUUAAUAUUUAUUCUGCCAUAUUAAAUUACCUGUGCAAAAAAAAAAAA